GGCAUUCCUCUGUACCCGGCCCCCGGUGCGGCAUUCCCCACGCUCGCUGCCCAGAGAUGCUGUCCCCGCCGGCGCUGGAUGCGGCUCACAGCGCCGGCAGCGGGGAGGGAGACAGGAAAGGAGAGCGGGAGGUGUCAGCCGGGAUGCGGAUGGGAAUGGGUGGAGAUGAGGGUGAAAGCUCGUGAGGCAGGAAUAGGCGAUGAAGACCUGGGGAGGAGGAAUCCCAGGGUACGCUCCUUCCCUGUCUCUUCAGCCUGAGGUCGCGGCGCGGAGCCAGCCCGUGCCGGCAGGAGGGACUCGGGGCGGGCAGCAGCUCCCAGCCGGUGCGGCGGCGAGCGCAGCGUUCCCGCGGGAUGCUCCCUUCCCUCCCUUGCCCUUCCCUUCCCUCCCAACAAGCGCUGCCGUGAUUUGGCAGCCGCUCGGACUCUGGACCUGCCUCUCCGCCCCGCAUUGGCUGCCGCGGCCGGUGCCGCCGGGGCGCUGGGGACACCGCAGGCGGCGGCUGGCGGCUCUCGCCGGGACCAUGAAGCUCCUGUGGCUGGGCGUGGAUGUCUCCAGGGUUCUGCACCUGGCCGCCGUGUUCUGCCUGACCUGCGUGCUGCUGAAAGCCAUCCAGCUGUUCCACCGGCGGCGGGAGCUGCUCCGGGCGCUGGCCGACUUCCCCGGGCACCCGACCCACUGGCUCUUCGGCCACGUCCACGAGUUUCUCAAGGAGGAAGAGAUGCUGGACAAGUCAGAGCUCUGGUCACAGAAGUACUCACAUGCUCACCCUGUGUGGUUUGGGAGUUUCUCAGCAUUCCUGGUUGUCUCUGAUCCCGACUAUGCCAAGGUUCUGUUGGGCAGAGGAGAUCCCAAAGAUAAUAUCAGCUAUAAACACCUUGUCCCAUGGAUUGGGAAUGGGUUGCUGAUCUUACAUGGGCCCAAGUGGCACCAACACAGAAAACUCCUGACCCCAGGGUUCCAUUAUGACGUCUUGAAGCCAUACGUGGCCCUGAUGGCAGAAUCUACAAACGUGAUGCUGGAUAAGUGGGAAAAGCUAAUAGCAGAUGGGAAGCCAGUGGAGCUCUUUGAGCACGUCAGCUUGAUGACUCUCGAUAGCAUCAUGAAAUGUGCCUUCAGUUGUCACAGCAACUGCCAGACCAGCAGGAAAAACGCCUACAUCCAGGCUGUCUACGACCUCUGCCACAUGGUGCACCAGCGCCUCCGCAUCUUCCCCUACCACAAUGACAUCAUUUACUGGCUCAGCCCCCAUGGGUUUCAGUUCAGGAAGGCCUGCAGGAUCGCUCAUGACCACACAGACAAGGUGAUCCAUGAGCGAAAGGAAUCCCUUAAAGAUGAACGGGAAUUUGAAAAGAUCCAGAAGAAGAGACAUUUGGAUUUCUUGGACAUUCUGCUGUGUGCCAAAGAUGAGAAUGGAGCUGCACUGUCCGAUGAGGACCUGCGUGCUGAGGUGGACACAUUCAUGUUUGAGGGCCACGACACCACAGCCAGUGGCAUCUCCUGGCUCCUCUACUGCCUGGCAAUCCACCCUGAGCACCAGCAGCUCUGCAGGGAGGAGAUCCAGGGCAUCCUGGGGGACCGGGAGACAAUCCAGUGGGAGGACCUGGGCAAGAUGACUUACAGCACCAUGUGCAUCAAGGAGAGCCUGCGCCUUUACCCCCCCGUGCCGGGCGUGUCCCGGCAGCUCAGCAAACCCGUCACCUUCCCCGACGGACGCACUCUGCCCGAAGGCAGCAUCACUGCAAUAAGCAUUUACCUCAUUCACAGAAACCCUGAAGUGUGGAAAGAUCCUUUGGUGUUUGACCCUUUGCGUUUUUCCCCAGAGAAUGUCUCUGGCAGGCACUCUCAUGCCUUUCUGCCUUUUUCUGCUGGAAUGAGGAAUUGCAUCGGGCAGCAGUUUGCCAUGAACGAGAUGAAGGUGGCGCUGGCUCUGACCCUGCUGCGCUUUGAGCUCUUGCCCGACCCUGCCACGCCUCCCCUCAAAAUAACUCGGAUAAUCCUUCGCUCCAAGAACGGGAUUCACCUGUAUUUAAAGAAAAUCCGCUGAUGCUGGAAAACAUCCUGCCUUCACCAGAGGGAGGGACCAGGCAGAUGACGGACGGUGUUUCUCUGGGGUAGAGGUGCAGGGCAGGAUUUGGGGAUGAGGAUUCCUGAUUUCUGUGCUUCGUCCACCGGCUGAAAGCCCUUUUCAGGCGAGGCCCAGGAGGCUGGGAUGCCACUGCACAGACCCUUCUGCUCCAGGGCACUGAUCUGAGAGCAGCCAGGCACGGCCACGCUCUCUGUCCCCUUGCACUGCCAUAAGGGCGGGCCUGGCCUGCUCUGGGAACAACUGCAGGCCCCACCAGCCUCCUUCUUACCAAAUCCUGCCUUCACACUCGUGCCCUGGCCGAAUCUGUGACCAUUUCCAGCCCUGCUCUGUCAUCAGCACCUUCCUCAGUGCCUAGAGGUCAGCCCUGCUCUCCUGCAGUGGGACAGCCUGGGGCAGACCUCUGUCUCACUUCUUACACUCAGUGGGCCUAUAAUUUGUUGAAAGCACUGAUUGUAAUUUGGGCUCUGAAAUCGUGCCCAAACUGCAAAAUAUUCUGUAAUUUUUGUCUUAAUAAACAAAUUUUUCCUGCAACAGCA
Passer montanus (Eurasian tree sparrow) is the source of this 2625-nucleotide messenger RNA. RefSeq names its product cytochrome P450 4B1-like. NCBI's taxonomy places the organism in Eukaryota, Metazoa, Chordata, Aves, Passeriformes, Passeridae. The record is from RefSeq and is a predicted model, not a curated record. The coding region runs from base 200 to 2047 and encodes 615 amino acids. Gene Ontology annotation, molecular function: oxidoreductase activity, acting on paired donors, with incorporation or reduction of molecular oxygen; heme binding; monooxygenase activity. The transcript is spliced from 12 exons.